This is a messenger RNA of Gambusia affinis (western mosquitofish), 2983 nucleotides long. RefSeq names its product sphingomyelin synthase-related protein 1-like. Lineage: Eukaryota; Metazoa; Chordata; Actinopteri; Cyprinodontiformes; Poeciliidae. Gene Ontology annotation, cellular component: Golgi membrane; endoplasmic reticulum membrane. The record is from RefSeq and is a predicted model, not a curated record. Gene Ontology annotation, molecular function: ceramide cholinephosphotransferase activity; sphingomyelin synthase activity; protein binding. The transcript has 6 exons. Gene Ontology annotation, biological process: ceramide biosynthetic process. Bases 274 to 1569 code for a protein of 431 amino acids.
GGGUUCUAAAAUAAUAUCUCUUUGUGUCUCUGCUUUGGGGACACUGUAAGCCCUUUGUCGAGCGGUCUUUGUCUGAAACACACUGGGAGCUUUCUCUGCCCCAGUUGGGUGUCACUGCUCCCUGUGACUCAGUGUAAGCUGACCAAAUGUGCUGACAUGGCACUUAUUCGUCCCAAGUAAAGCCCCGGCCACAGAAGAUGCCAACAAACACUGGAGCCUAGAUAAAAAUAAGCGAUUUCUCUUUUAGGAUCAGAGCAGAAGCUGUGCUGCAGGAUGUCAGAGUUAAAUGGCCGAGUGAGCGCCUGGACCAGUAGCCAAGUGGCCCAGUGGCUACAAGACGAAGGUUUCGGGGAGUACGUGGACUUGUUGUGUUCGCAGCACCGGAUCGAUGGCGUCAGUCUGCUGGCUCUGACUGAAGCCGACCUGCGGGGUCCUCCCCUUAGCCUCACCGUGCUGGGACACAUCAAACGACUGAGUCUAGCCCUCCGCUGCCUCCAGAGGGAGAAUAAAGCUGAGCUGGAGGAGCUAGGUCUGUGGCCUCCAGAUGCUAACUCUGCUGGACUCUCGCUGGGCACUCCAAGGGCUGAGUGGAGCUGUGAUGGAGCUGAAAGAAGGGGGUGUAAUGGAGGAGAUCAUCUGUGCAAAGGGAUGGAGCUGCGGCUGAGGAACGGUAGCAGUCUUGGGUGUGCGCCUGGGGCAGCGCUUUGUCAAACACACUCCAAUGGGAGGUUUCAACAGCCAAUGGUGGGCAGAUUGGAUCCUGAGGUCUGGAAGACGGUCAUUAGUUCUGUAUAUGUAUUCUUAGUGUGUGGACUGACCUCUUUUGUCAUGGUUAUUGUACAUGAGCGUGUCCCUGACAUGAGGACUUACCCACCUCUUCCUGAUAUAUUCCUGGACAGUGUACCCAGAAUCCCUUGGGCAUUUGUAAUGGCUGAAGCUUGUGGCCUUAUCUUGUGUUACAUGUUUUUGUUGAUCCUGCUCCUUCACAAGCACAGGUCAAUUCUCCUAAGACGGCUGUGUUCUCUGAUGGGAACAGUGUUUUUGCUUCGCUGUUGCACCAUGUUUGCCACCUCGCUCUCUGUGCCUGGGCAGCACCUGACAUGUGCCAGCCUGUCUUAUGGUGAUACGUGGGGAAAGAUCCAGAGAGCCCUGGCCAUAUGGAGUGGGUUUGGGAUGACUCUUACAGGUGUCCAAACCUGUGGAGACUACAUGUUCAGCGGCCACACUGUGGUCAUCACAAUGCUCAACUUCUUUGUGACUGAAUACACACCGAGAAAUUGGAAUUUGAUCCAUACCAUUUCCUGGGUGUUGAACCUGUUUGGGAUUUUCUUCAUCCUGGCAGCCCAUGAGCACUACUCCAUCGAUGUCUUCAUAGCCUUCUACAUCACCACACGGCUCUUCCUCUACUACCACACAUUAGCCAACACCCGUGCCUUCCAGCACAGUCGCAGGGCUCGCAUUUGGUUCCCCAUGUUUUCCUUUUUUGAGUGCAAUGUGAAUGGACCUGUUCCUAACCAGUAUAACUGGCCCUUCAGUAAACCAGCCUUUAUGAAAACUCUAAUUGGAUAAAGAGUCUUGAACGAUAAUUGAGCUGUUUUGUAGCAGUGCCAAAUAAUUAUUUUUUUAUAUUAAUAACAUUAUUUUCAAAUUAAUUAUUGUUUUUCUCAGGUUCAAGUGUACAGCUAUGAAGUUUAAGUUGAGUACUUUAGAAAUCUUUAAAAAGAUGAGACUGUUUACACCACUUCUGUCAGUCUGCUAAAUAGAGCUGGCAGCUAGUUAGCUUAGCAUACAGGAAACUAAAACACAGACAAGGAGUUGGAUAAAAAGCAGAAAUAAGGCACAGUUUUUGUGCAAAGCACAUUUAAUCAAUCUGACCUGAAAUAUUCAGAUUCAGACUGGUGCUAGCUUGCACCAAUGAACCGUUGACUCAUAAUUAGCAUAUUUCUAUUAUGACUGAGUUGGAUGAGUUUUGUUAUUUACAGCAUGUUUAACUAUUCUUUCAUAUUUAAAUUGCACUUCUCUUGAUGAAUUAAUAAUGCUGACUUGAAUAUCAUAAAAGCGGAGAAUAGUGGCAUUUUCUGGAAGAUUGCUACACUAUGUAGCAUUUUUAUUAACUUCCACUUUUUGGUAGUUUACAGUUCAAAGGUAAUUUGUAAAAUUCUGUACACAAAGUAAUGCAUGUAACAGGUUCUUUUUUAUAAAGAGUGAAUUUGCCAAAAGUUUACAUUUUGCUGCAAAGAGCACUUUAGUAAGUGCAACCAAAAUAGCCUUUUUAUCAAUAUGCAACCAAAUACUUGACCACCUCAUGUUUUACAAAAAAAAAGAAAAAAAGAUCUAUUUCAGGGACAUUUUUUUUCUGUCAUUUUACCUUACAAGUGAAUAGUUGACUUAUAAUCAAUUUGAAAUGUAAAAUUAAGUUUAUGAUUCAGUUAUUUUUUGGUAUUUUUAUCUUACUUUUGGAUAGAGUGUAGAAAUACUUGACAUUUGUUUUGUUACUUGGUUGAAAAAACACUUUGUCAACCAAAGUCUGGAAGUUUGUUUACAAUAACAUACCUUUUUUUGUUUUAUUUUUUGUCUUUUAUCUUAUGAAUGAAGAUUUUGCUUAGGAAAACUUUCAUAUUGGUCUUCUUCAGCUUUCUUUACACUGUAGCUGUGUACAUGUGUCUUUAUGUAAAUGACCAAAAAGAGCAUGUUGCAUCAUGUAUUCUCUUCGUUCUAAAAAAUGUCUUGAACACGCAAUUUUAACCUGUGCACUUGUUCCCCACCUUAAACCAAAUGUCUGACAAAUCCCCGUUCAAAUAUUUGAAUUGAAGAAAUGCAGGGCUGCACACCCACUGAUAUAAACCAUCAUUGUAACUCUCAGCUUUCAUACACUAACCUCUUGGUGACUACAUCAAAUCUCAUCUUAAGAUAGUAUGUAUUUGACAAAUUAGGGCUGCUGUAAUUCUUAAUAUAUUUGGAAUAAACAAAUCUUUUUUUUUAA